AUGAAUUUAGGUACUUCCUUUGAAGUCGAAAGUCCUUCAUGGGUUGAUCUUUCAUCGGAUUCAUCUACACCUUUUUACAGUGGUUGGACAACAGCAGCUGUUGGAGGAAGUGAUAAUAAAACUAUUUAUUUAUUUGGGGGAAUACAAAGGGACGCUUCCAAUACUGACGUAUAUUCAGGAUUUACCUGGCAGUUUGACACAACAUCAAAUGUAUGGUCCCAACCAAGUUUUUCAGGAACUGAACCUCCUAGAAGAAGAAUAACGGAUGCAGUUUCCGGUUCAGAUGGAAAAAUUUAUAUAUUCGGUGGAAUUUAUGAUUCUCCUGUUGGGGCAACCAUAACCGAAAGAUUUGCGGACAUGAUUAUUGUUGGAACUCUUGAUCAGGAUUAUACUUAUGGCACGACCAUUGGAAUACCAUUAGGAAGAUCCGAUCAUACUGCAACUAUGUUAUCGGAUGGAACUAUUGUAUAUAUUGGAGGAUGGGAUGGAGGAAUGCUGUCUUAUAGUAGCACUGCAAGUGGUACUUCAAACCUCGAAACCCGUUAUGGACAUUCCGCGGCUUUAAUUUAUGGUGGUCAAAAUUUUAACGGAUUCACACCCUCACCUGUCCUUAUUGUAUUGGACACAAAUACGUAUAAAUGGACUUCUCCAACAACUUCAGGUUCUCCAGAGCCAGAACCCGUAACUUAUCAUAUUUUUGAUCCAACUGGCCCAACUUCUCAAAUAUAUAUUCUUGACGUAGAUAAUUAUGAAUGGAUUUCUUCAUAUACAUAUAAAUCACCAACAACGACGACUCCUGAUAAACCUAAUAGUACAUCAGGUUCAAUUAAUUCUACUACUAAUACUGGAGGUGGUGAUGGAUUUGGUUCUAAAACAAUUGGAAUAAUUGUUGCUAUUUGUGUAGGUAGUAUAGGAGUAUGUAUUUUAAUAAUUGCGGCUCUUUGUAUAGGUUUUAAAAAAUUUGCAAAGAAAAAGGACAAAAAUCUUACGCCGCCUCAACCUUAUCAACCUCCCCAACCUCCCCAACAUCAAUAUCAAAAGUGGGUCGCUUAA
Molecule: messenger RNA, 1053 nt
Organism: Diversispora eburnea
Lineage: Eukaryota; Fungi; Glomeromycota; Glomeromycetes; Diversisporales; Diversisporaceae
Source: the annotation of a GenBank genome assembly